AUGGCCUCACGAUAUCUCCGAGAAUACAAGCUGGUCGUCGUCGGCGGCGGUGGUGUCGGUAAAUCCUGUCUCACCAUCCAAUUGAUCCAGAGCCAUUUCGUCGACGAAUAUGACCCUACAAUUGAAGACUCAUACAGAAAGCAAUGCGUUAUCGACGACGAGGUCGCCCUACUAGAUGUGCUCGACACCGCCGGCCAGGAGGAGUACUCCGCCAUGAGAGAACAGUACAUGCGAACCGGGGAGGGAUUCCUGCUCGUCUACUCCAUCACCUCCAGACAGUCGUUUGAAGAAAUCAUCACCUUCCAGCAGCAGAUACUCCGAGUCAAGGACAAGGACUACUUCCCCAUCAUCCUCGUAGGCAACAAGUGCGAUUUGGAAAAGGAGAGAGAAGUUUCACAAGAGGAUGGUGAAAAACUAGCACGGAGCUUCGGAUGCAAGUUCAUCGAGACAUCAGCCAAGUCACGCAUCAACGUCGACAACGCCUUUUACGAUAUCGUCAGAGAGAUCCGCCGAUACAACAAAGAGAUGUCGUCUUACUCCUCUGGCGGUGGUGGUUUCGGAUCCCGAGGUCCAGAGGGCAAGAUGGACGUCGACGACCAAGGCGAACAGGGCGGCUGCUGCGCCAAGUGCAUCAUCAUGUAA
This is a messenger RNA of Nannizzia gypsea CBS 118893, 642 nucleotides long. Its product is annotated as Ras-1. Gene Ontology annotation, molecular function: GDP binding; GTP binding; GTPase activity. Lineage: Eukaryota; Fungi; Ascomycota; Eurotiomycetes; Onygenales; Arthrodermataceae. Gene Ontology annotation, biological process: signal transduction. The record is from RefSeq and is a predicted model, not a curated record. The transcript has 4 exons. Gene Ontology annotation, cellular component: plasma membrane. Bases 1 to 642 code for a protein of 213 amino acids.